AUGGCCCCUUUGCCCGCAACCCUGCGAAGCUGGUGGCGCAUGAUUUGGCAAGAACAGGUGACCGCAAUAGUCAUGGCCACGCCCCUCAACGAAAAUGGCACAGACCUCUGCUCCCGCUACUGGGCUCCGUCUCCUGUGAGUGGACGGCCAGAAUUGUCCAUUGGCUACCUGCGCACCCUGCUCCAAAUCGAGGCAGAGGAUGGCGAGAAGCGACAGCUGAUGCACUUUUGGAUGUACGAUUGGAAUCCCAGAAAUCCCGACAGCCUACUCUACUGUCUCCGUGACAUGCACCUGAGCGAAAAGCAGCUGGCCAAGGGCGGCCCCAUAUUGGUCCACGACAGCGCCGGUGUCGGCCGUGCCGGCGUUAUCAUUGCGACCGACUUUGCAACCGAGCUCCUAGAGUCAACGGGCAAGGCGGACACGCUUGGUAUUGUACGCGAGUUGCGCCAGGAUCGCAUGGCUCUGGUCCAAACUCCGGAGCACUAUCUGCUUGUGCAGCAGGCCAUUCGGCUUUUUGCUCGAACGGCCGGUGUGGCCUUGAGCGAGAUUGAAGAUAUCCACACGCAGCCCGAGGGCGCGCCUGCAGCUCUGACAGACACCAGUGCUCGCUCUGGUGCCAUCGAGCACAUCUCCAUGCAAGCCACAAAAAAAGUCAACAAGAAGAAAAAGAAAAAGCAUCGCCUCAGCUUUCGUCGUCGCGAUGGCGAAGAUUCGAGCUCAGAUGACUCGGACAACGAAGGCAGCGGUAAGAAGAAGGGUCGCAACAAAAACAAGGGCAACGCCCUGGCCGAUAAGCUGCGCGGCCUGCGUCAAAUUCACGAGGGCGAUGAUGAUCUGGACAACAACGUGGUAUGA
Molecule: messenger RNA, 855 nt
Organism: Monosiga brevicollis MX1
Lineage: Eukaryota; Choanoflagellata; Craspedida; Salpingoecidae
Exons: 4
Coding region: 1-855 (284 amino acids)
Biological process (GO): protein dephosphorylation
Molecular function (GO): protein tyrosine phosphatase activity
Source: RefSeq, a predicted model, not a curated record